Molecule: messenger RNA, 702 nt
Organism: Lytechinus pictus (painted urchin)
Lineage: Eukaryota; Metazoa; Echinodermata; Echinoidea; Temnopleuroida; Toxopneustidae
Exons: 2
Coding region: 1-702 (233 amino acids)
Source: RefSeq, a predicted model, not a curated record
AUGUCAGGGAAGAGAAAGACGUCGAAAAGCAACUCUGGUGGUGAUAACGAAGAGACGAAUGAGAGCUAUCUUCUAUCACUAAUCAAGACUGAGCUAGGGAAACUCUCAAAUUCCUUGAAUGCCAAGCUGACUGUCUUGGAGCAGUCGAUCGACAGUGUUCGAGAGGGACAAAAUAGCAUUGUCAACUCGCUGUCGUUCCUCAACGAAAAAUUUGAGGAAAUGAAGUUGAAGGCCGAGAGGAUUGAAAAGGAGAACAAAGAACUGAGGGAGCAGAACAUCUGUCUUCAGAAGAGGUUCAGUGAGUUGACCUUCCAGCUUAACGAUCUUGACCACCCUGAGCUUGCAGCAUCCGACUUCGAUGUGGUUCAUCGGCUUGGUUCCAAGCGCCAAGCUGAUAACAAAGCCCGUCCGAUCAUCGUGCGAUUCACCACAAGACGUGCUCGGAACAUCAUGUAUGAUGGGAGAAGGAAGUUGAAUACCCUCAGCACAAAGGAUCUUGGAUACAACGGCGAUGGCAAGAUCUACCUCAAUGAAAACCUGAUCGCUUCCACUAAGGAGCUAAUGAAAGAUCUCAACAAGGCCCGCAGAGAUGCCGGAUACAAGUUCCUGUGGACCCAGAAUGGCCGAAUCUUUGUAAGGAAGGAUGAGAAGUGUCAACCCAUCAUCAUUCAUUCUAGAGAGGACUUUUCCAAGCUGUAUUAG